AUGCAGUUCAUUCUUCUUGGCAGCACUGCUUCUGGAAGUUCACGAAACGGCGGACGGCCCGGUCACCGCACACCAUCAUCCGCGGCACCCCGCAUCCCAAUCCUCAUCACCUGCAGCAACGAGACCACCUCGGAGUUCCACACAUGCCCCAGCGCAGCAACGACGUGUCCAUCGCCGUCAGCAUCGUCAUCAUCCUCCAAACAGCGCCCGGCACCAUCGACGACGACGUGCCCGGAAUACUUCCGGUUCAUCCACUCGGACCUGUCGCCGUGGCGCGACGCGGGGAUCACGCGGGAGGCGGUGGAGCGCGCGCGCGACAAGGCGACGUUCCGGCUGGUGGUGGUGGCCGGGCGCGCCUACGUGGACAAGUACCGCCCGGCCUUCCAGACACGAGACGUGUUCACGCUGUGGGGAAUCCUGCAGCUGCUGGCACGCUACCCGGGUCGCGUCCCGGACCUGGACCUCAUGUUCUUCUGCGACGACACCCCCGUGGUGCACGCCGCGGCCUACCCCGACCCGUCCGUGGCGCCGCCGCUCUUCAUGUACUGCAAGAACGACAGCGCGCUGGGUAUCGUCUUCCCGGACUGGACAUUCUGGGGCUGGCCGGAAGUGAACAUCCGGCCGUGGGCGCCGUUCCUGGAGGAGGUGGAGCGCGAGAGCCGGCGAGUGCCCUGGCACUACAGGGAGCCGUACGCGUUCUGGAAGGGCAAUCCCGACGUCGGGGGCUUGCGCAGUGACCUUAUGCGAUGCAAUGGCUCCGAUUGGAACGCGCGCCUCGUCAGGCAAGAUUGGGAGGAUGCCGAUCGGAAUGGCUUUAAAGACUCCAAUUUGGCGAAACAAUGCACCUACAGGUACAAGAUCUAUGUGCAAGGGAGAACAUGGUCAGUGAGCCAGAAGUACAUCCUGGCCUGUGGCUCUCCGAUGCUGCGCAUCCAGACAUCCUUCGACGACUUUUUCUCCCGGGGGCUCGUUGCCGGCAAGCAUUACUGGCCCAUUGACGCUGACGGCAUGUGCCCAUCCAUCAAGUCGGCGGUAGACUGGGGCAACGCCCACCCAGUGCAGGCGCAGCGAAUGGGCGAGGAGGGCAGCAGCUUCGCCCGGGACGAGCUGAGCAUGGACUAUGUCUACGACUACAUGCUGCACCAGCUCGCUCAGUAUGCCAGGCUGCUCCGGUAUAGAGCCACCGUCCCGAAGAACGCCACCGAGCUCUGCCUGGAGUCCAUGGCUUGCCCUGCGGAUGGGCGUGCUGGUGAGUUCAUGAUGGAGUCCAGGGAAAAGUAUGUCGCCGACUAUGAGCCUUGCUCACUGCCUCCACCUUUCACCUUAUAUUACAAAGUUGGGAAGAGGGUCGGGGAGGUGGGCAGCAAAGUGAAAAGGAUGGAGGAGCAAGAGUGGAAGGAAACCUAGUUGGAUCCAUGUCAGGGAUGGUUAAACAUUUGUUGGUAUACCGUGUAGAAAUCAGAGGGCAGUAGGAGGAACGGUGUCGCCCUAUCUUGGGUCGAUGCACCGGCUGCGUGUUGAUUCAA
Panicum virgatum (switchgrass) is the source of this 1526-nucleotide messenger RNA. Its product is annotated as O-glucosyltransferase rumi-like. NCBI's taxonomy places the organism in Eukaryota, Viridiplantae, Streptophyta, Magnoliopsida, Poales, Poaceae. The record is from RefSeq and is a predicted model, not a curated record. The transcript is spliced from 2 exons. Bases 1 to 1407 code for a protein of 468 amino acids.